This is a messenger RNA of Macadamia integrifolia, 1359 nucleotides long. RefSeq names its product autophagy protein 5. The record is from RefSeq and is a predicted model, not a curated record. Gene Ontology annotation, biological process: C-terminal protein lipidation; autophagosome assembly; autophagy of mitochondrion. Gene Ontology annotation, cellular component: cytoplasm; Atg12-Atg5-Atg16 complex; phagophore assembly site membrane. Lineage: Eukaryota; Viridiplantae; Streptophyta; Magnoliopsida; Proteales; Proteaceae.
CAGAAUUGGUAAGACUCGAACGCAACUUGCAAGCAAGUCGUAAGUACACGAGUAAACUAACCCAAAAUUCCAUUCCGCUGGGAAAGAGUAAAUCCUCUCUCUUCGAUCGCGCAGCAAAUCAGAGCGACGAAGUGAGAGAAGUGAAGGAAAAUCAGGACAUGGAUUUUGGAUCUCAAGCUCAGAAGUACGUUUGGGAAGGAGCGAUUCCCCUGCAGAUCCUUCUCCACGAAUCGGAAGUUACCACUCUCCCACCUCCUCCACCUGCACUGAUUCUUGGUCCUCGGAUUGGGUACCUGCCUUUGUUAGUUCCUCUCAUAAAGCCUCAUUUCAGUAGCACGCUUCCCCCUGGGGUAGACACUGUUUGGUUUGACUAUAAAGGAUUGCCCCUGAAAUGGUGCAUUUUAGAGGAUAUCCGGAGCAGCUCUUGAGCCCCUGUGAAGGUGAAGAUAGUGUUAAGUGGAGCUUCAUUAAUUCAUUGAAGGAGGCAGCCUAUGUUAUAAAUGGGAACUGCAAGAAUGUCAUGAACAUGUCACAGUCUGAUCAAGUGGAUCUGUGGCGAUCUGUGGUUAAUGUCAACAUGGAAUUGUACCUCCGGAUUUCAUCCAAGCUUAAGCUUGGGAUAAAUGGAGAAGAGAAUAAAGUAAAGUUAACACAGCCCCGACAAAGCAAAGAUGAGUCAGAUAUCGCAGGACCAAGCCGAACAGGCAGGGUUCCUGUCCGGUUGUAUGUGCGUAAUAUCAUGGAGGAUCUUGAUGAGUUAGAAGAUUCUUCUCCUGUUGGUAGUUGGGACAACAUUUUAUACAUAAACCGACCUGUUGUGAUUCAAGAGGAAGAAGGCAAAGACUUCACUUUAUGCAAUGCAGUCAAAACUCUACUGCCUGAGUUCUUCACUGAUGAAUUGCCUGAUGAGCAAAUUACUGUAAUAGAUCCUGAGGAUGAGCAAAGCAACACCGAGACUAACUUGCCUCAUUGCAACGAAGAGAAUGCAAGCAGCAGAAAGAAUGGAGAGGUGGAAGAAACAUCGGAUAAACGAAACCAGGUGUCCUGUUCACCCAACAAGGCUGAAAUCAAGCUCAUCCGGAUCCAAGGAAUUGAACCUAAAUUGGAAAUACCCUUUUCUUGGGUUGUAAACAACUUGAUGAACCCCGAGCACUUUCUCCAUAUUUGUGUUGUUGUCAAACUUCCUCCAGACCAAGUCAAUAGAAUGGUGAUGUGAUGGAUCAUAUCCUACUCAUUUGGUCUCUGUUUGAUAAGGAAUCAGGGUCUCCAUUCUUUUGGUAAUCUCUAAUCAUAUUCCAUUCGUUGUAUAGAAAUGUACAGAAACACCUUUCUUUCUUUAUACGGAAAGAUUUAGUUUCA